Cavenderia fasciculata is the source of this 2190-nucleotide messenger RNA. Its product is annotated as Putative FtsH protease. The record is from RefSeq and is a predicted model, not a curated record. Gene Ontology annotation, molecular function: ATP hydrolysis activity; metalloendopeptidase activity; ATP binding. Gene Ontology annotation, biological process: protein quality control for misfolded or incompletely synthesized proteins; mitochondrion organization. Lineage: Eukaryota; Evosea; Eumycetozoa; Acytosteliales; Cavenderiaceae. Gene Ontology annotation, cellular component: mitochondrial inner membrane. The coding region runs from base 1 to 2190 and encodes 729 amino acids. The transcript has 4 exons.
AUGAAUCACUUUAUUUUAAAGUCAUCUUCGUCUAGACUUGCUACUUCUGUUACAAGUAGAUAUUUACAUACAUUAUGUAAUAACAGUUCACAGUUUAGAAAAGCUUCUACUACAGCAGAUAAGAUUAGUACCGCUUCUUCUUCUUCAAGAGUGAAUUCUAUUCAUUCAUCAAUGUUUUAUAACCAUUCAUCUAAAUCUUUAUUAUUCAAUAAUGAAUUAACUGGUGAUAAUGAUAUUACAAGUUUAAACUCUAUUAGAAAUGUAUCAACAAAAAGAAAAGCUGUUAGUAUGUUUUCUGAUCAAUUUAAACAACAACAUAAACAACAAUAUAAACAAGAACAAGAUCAACAACAACAAGAUGAAUAUAGUGAAGAUUAUAGAAAUACAUUUAAUGGAGUACCACAACCAUUGGAAGUAAAGGUUGUAUCAAACUUUUCAUUGUUUAAGACACUUUUGGCAUUGGCUUUGGUUGGUGGUGCUGUUUACUAUUAUAUUGGUGGAAACACGAGUGGAGGUGCAUCGGGAGGAGGUGGAAUCUACUCUAUCCUAGCACCACGCAACUACUCUAGCAUCAACAAACGUCCAACCGAAACAUUUGACGACGUUGUUGGUGCAGAGGAGGCCAAGAGCGAGUUGCAAGACCUCGUCGAUUACCUCCGUAAUCCAGGCAAAUACGCCGAGCGUAACAUUGUCACCCCAAAGGGUAUCCUUUUGGUUGGUCCACCAGGCACUGGAAAGACCCUGUUGGCAAAGGCAUUGGCUGGCGAAGCCCGUAUCCCAUUCAUCAGCAUCAAUGGCUCUGAAUUUGAAGAAAUGUUUAUUGGUGUUGGUGCAAAGCGUGUACGUGAACUCUUUGCAGAGGCAAGAAAGAUGGCACCAUGUAUUGUCUUUAUCGAUGAAAUCGACUCGGUCGGUGGAAGUCGUAGCAAGAGAAUCAACUAUCAUCCAUCCGAUGCUCUCAAUCAAUUGUUGGUUGAACUCGACGGUUUCACCGGUCGUGAAGGUGUCAUUGUCUUGGCUGCCACCAAUUUCCAAGAGACUCUUGAUCCUGCUCUUGUUAGAUCAGGUCGUUUCGAUCGUUCCAUUCAAGUUCAACUUCCAGAUUAUGUAAAUACACAAAUAUUAGCACAAUCAACACCAGGAUUUUCAGGAGCAGAUUUAUUUAAUUUGGUGAAUUGGGCAGCAUUGGAUACAACAAAAAAUAAUCAACCAGAAAUCUCAAUGGAGUCUUUGGAAAAUGCAAAGGAAAAUAUUAUUAUGGGCAAGGAAAGACAUUCAUUGAUUCUUACAGAUGAAGCCAGAAAAAUAUGUGCCUAUCACGAGGCUGGACAUGCGCUAGUGGCAAUCAAGACACAAGGUGCAAAGGAUAUUCACAAGGCUACCAUCAUGCCACGUGGUGAUGCUCUUGGUCUUGUGUCGAUGCUUCAAAGAGACGACUUUUUCCAAACAAAGAAGCAAUACUUGGCAGAGAUGGAUGUGGCCAUGGGAGGCCGUGCUGCGGAAGAAUUGAUCCUUGGUGACGAGAAUAUCAGUCAAGGUGCAUCGAGCGAUAUCAAAAAGGCAACCUCAAUUGCAAAGCAAAUGGUCAUGAAGUUGGGUAUGAGCGAUGAAGUUGGAAAAAUCUACAUUGAUUCUGAAAAGAAACUCUCCCCUCAACAACGUGAAAUGGUCGAUCGUGAAGUCAAAAAGUUCUUGGAUCAAUCUUAUGACCGUGCUCGUAAGCUCCUAGAAGAUUACUCGGCCGAGCACCAUCUCUUGGCAAAGGCUCUUAUCGAAUAUGAAACCUUAAAUCUCGACGAAAUUAUGGCAAUCAUUGAAAAGAGACAACUCCCAAAGACAAAGAAAAAUAGAGAUGCCUUGAUCAAGGAUCGUGAAGAUAAAGAUAAAAAGAGACAAGAAGAAAUGAAAAAAGUUAAACCAAUUGCACAACCAGUUUCCACUAGAUUGACUGGAGUUUUCUUACCUCCUGGUCAACAACCAACUCAACAAGGUCAAGUUCAACAACAACAACAAGUUCAACAACCACAACCUACAAGAUCAAGAACCGUUUUUAUUCAAAAUCAACCACAACCACCACAGCAACAACAACAACAACAACAACAAGGUCAAUCUCAACAAAAUAAUAAUAAUAAUAAUCAAAAUGGAAAGAAUAUUCCAGUUGUUGAUAAUAAUAAUAAUGAUAGAAAAUAA